Messenger RNA from Chara braunii, 5770 nucleotides. The record is from the annotation of a GenBank genome assembly. Lineage: Eukaryota; Viridiplantae; Streptophyta; Charophyceae; Charales; Characeae.
UGUCGGGACUGAUCAACGGUCAACGUUUUGUGUCACAGCAGUGGCUAAGAAGAUCCACGUGGAAUGCUGCAUAUCUGCUCAGGGCGUACACACCUGAACACUUUCCUGAAUGUAUAUGACAGCAAUUACGGCCACUACUGGAUGCAUCUGACGCUAUGCGGCUCCGGUGCUGUCAGAUGAUCUGAUGUCAAGGCUGCAUUGCUUAGGUUCUUCCCGCCGAUUGCUCGCUGUGUUUCUCCCGCCGCUUUGCGUGUGCAGCAGACUCCUUCGCGCUUAGAUUUUGACGAAGGACGAGCUUUUUUUUGCAAAGGUGGCGUCCAUUUCCCGCCCAAUUUGGGUGCGUUUGGGCGCGCGAAUUGCCAGCAGAUCGUUGACGCAGUUUCGAGCGCUGGGACUGGUGAUUCUUGGCGCGCUCGGUGUUGGAUUUCCCGCCAACUCGUCCUCUACCGCGGUCGUGAGCGGGAGGGUUCAACUGAUGCCACCGAGCUUCGUCGUUGCGACGAACUCGAAGGGCGCGAACGUUACUCGAUUCAAAACGAACGCAGCCUGGGUUCCUCUUCGACCAUUGGGUCAGGUAUCGGUCAAGCGCGUAGCUUGUUUGCCAAGUCAACUGUUGGCCAGCAGCGUUGACCUCCACCAAUCACUUAUCAGGGAAGUGAGAGCAAAGGAAGCAGGGUCCUCCUGCGGGGAGUGGAAGGGGACAGGCGUGGUUUAGUGGCUGCGGGUGAGGUGGGCGAGCAGGGGGGUUUAACAGGAUUGUAAGCGGGACGGGGCGGCGGGGAGAGAGAGAGAGAGAGAGAGAGAGAGAGAGAGAGAGAGAGAGAGAGAGAGAGAGAGAGAGAGAGAGAGAGAGAGAGGGAGAUGGCGAAGGACAUGAGACAUGGUGCGUGCGUGUGCACGCAUGAGAGAGNGAGAGAGAGAGAGAGAGAGAGAGAGAGAGAGAGAGAGAGAGAGAGAGAGAGAGAGAGGGAGGGAGAUGGCGUUAGUGAGGACGUCGUCGUCGUGCAUGAUUGGGGGCCUGGCUAGUGAGGGGUUGCAUGGGGGUUGUAGUCUGGGGGUGGGGGCAGGGGGCUCCAGCGUGGGAUGCUGGGGAACCAACCACGUGUUGACACGUUGGGAACGGCGAGGACCUGCGGCGGCUUGUGACGAGUCCUUGAUUCACAUCGGAAGGGCGGGAAAUGUUCGGUGUGGGAAAAAGGCGGGAAAGAGCGGGAGCGCACGGGCGGCAGAGACGAUUGGUAGUUUCACUUCACGGCGACAUUUGGGACACGUGUCAAGCCUACGGGCGACGGCGGGGGCAGGCGCGUCUUGCUCAGCGUGUUCGUCAUCGUCGGUGGCCGCUUUUGACAAACGAGGGACAAGAGUAGGAGGUGGAGGAGGAGAAGGAAUUACGGCGGCGAAAAAUCAUGCUGGCGACGUGUUCACCCCGAAAGGCGGGAACAACAGGGGCCUACGGAAGGCGGGGCGUUCUAAUCGGUAUUGUCGGUGCGAGGCGGGCAGGGACGGCGGCUCGGGCGAUGCAGACCACGGAGAAGGGGAUGCAGGGAAGUCGUCGGGAUCGGGGACGACGAAAGAUGGCGGGAGAGAGGGAGGGAAUCUUCCCGCCGGAUUUAGUAGUACUAGUAGAGAGAGAGAAGAAUCGUCGUCACCAGAAUCAGGAUGGGAAGUACCGUCAUCGACGGUUGCGAAGAAAGGAGGGGGGGGCGUGGGGGGGGAGGGAGGUGAAGUCGUGGCUGGUGGGGGACCACCACCUUUGGAUGGUGUCAGCAAAAUGAGGGAGGGGAUUUGGGACAUGAUGAGCGUAACUUCAAAGCGCCUGCAACAACAAAUGGACGCGUUGAGGGGCAAAACUGCAAGUGUCGUAGAGGGAGGGGGCUGCGCGGGAAACGAGGAGGAAGAGGAAGGGCAGUCGGAAUGGGAAAGGUGGCAAAGUGUCUUUGGCGAGGUGGAGGAAAGAGAUACCCUUGUCAAGGCAUUGAAGAUGCAAAUGCAGUUGGCAGUGGAGAGAGAAGAUUACUCUGAAGCAGCCAAACUGAAGGAGGCUAUCAAAGGGUGCCAGGAAAACAAUGCGGUGGAUGACAUCAUGGAGGGGCUGAAGAGAGCCCUUGCAGAGGAGCGCUACAGUGAUGCUGCUAAGCUACGAGAUGAAGGUUUUGCUGGACUGGUGGGCUGGUGGGCGGGUAUUGCAGAAGGAACGAAUGACCCUUAUGGGCGAAUCAUCAAGAUCUCGCCAUCUCAAGGACGCUUUGUAGGUCGCAGCUAUACGCCGAGGCAGCUGGCAGCCGCUGCAGAGGGAACUCCAGUUCUUGAGAUAUAUGUGACCAAGGAUGGAGGCAAUCUAAGAAGCCAGGCUGUGUAUUUGCAGAGAGAGAGCGGGAUUUCUGUGGAGCAAAUUGGAGGAGAAGCUAUGGCAGAGUUUGACGAUGGUGCGGAAAUCGGUUUUGAACUGGAUAGGGUGGAGGAAGAUGAGGAAAGUGGGGGGGAUAUUGAAGGAAUAAGUAGAGAAGAGAUGGACGGUGAGGAUGAGGAAAGCAAAGGAAAAAGUCCUGUGAAGUGGGAUGCAGAUACGAAAAAAGAACUCUCACGGAUUCUUAACUAUCUGAAAAAGCGCCUUCCUGAUAUAAAGGUGAAGAUGUUUCAUGUCGUGAAUCCCGGAGGGUCGGAUUCAGACCUUCCUAAGAUCAUAGAGAAGCUGAUGGGUAACGGAAACGGUGCAGAUGAUGAAGGAGGGCCAGACAUGGCGGACAUAGCAAGCAAGCUGGAGGAGUUGGAGACCGAGAAUGAAGGUGGCUUGAUUGAUGGCAAACAUGAGGAGGACACAGGAGAGGAGGAAGGAUUCUUAAGAGAAACCGAGGAGGCCGAUGAGAAGAAAGGAUCUCCUAUCCGGUUGGUGGUUGGUGCUCUGCAUUCGACAGGCAAUGACUCGAUGAGAAGUGCUCCUCAGAGGGUUGAAGCGAAGAUUGAAAAGCUGGGGAGGGAUAGUUUCGCAUUCAGACUGGUGAAUGAUGCAACAUCUUCCUCUGGCUCAGAAUCUUCGAUGUGGACUUCAGGUCCUGAGGGAUGGAAAGUAGCAGCCCUGGCAGCACAAGCUUCAGCUGACAUUAUGCCUGAUGAUGUGGCAAGGGUGAUGUUCAACAUGGAUAAAGCUGCAGUGAAGGUGUCGAAAGAACAGGUUGCUAGAGAGAUUGGUGACAUGUUCAAGCUGGCCCUUGCCGGUAGCAGGAGAAAGGGUCUUGCCAAGAGCACACUCUUCCAGAGGAUGAACGUUGCCGAUGCAAAUAGAGAUCCUUUAAGUGGGAUUUAUAUCGGUGCAUUUGGACCUCAUGGACCAGAGGUCGUACAGUUGCGCCGGUGUUAUGGGCGGUGGCCAGAGGAGCCAUUUCACAACUGGGCUGUCCUCCGUGGGGUCUCCGACUCUGGCCCUCCUGCAGAUGAGUCCGAUGGCCCCUAUGAGUAUGUGGAAGCGGUGAAGCUCACAGGGGACCUUAAUGUUCCUGCUGGACAGGUGACGUUCAGAGCAAGGAUAGGCAAGGACAAACGCUUGCCGCACAGAGGGAUCUACCCAGAAGAGCUUGGUGUGGUUGCAAGAUAUAAAGGGCAGGGACGGCUGGCGGAACCAGGUUUCAAGAAUCCUCGAUGGGUUGAUGGCGAAUUGGUUCAGCUAAAUGGGAAGGGAGGACCUGUAACUUCAGACGCCGAGCUGGGGUUUGUGUUCUCUGUACCGGGUGAGCGCCAUAUCUUGGUGCUGUUCAACCGCCUGAAGUUGGAGGAAUGACAUAGGACAUAGAUGCAAGAAAGAGUCCAUACCUUCCAGAAAACUCCGUGCUGCGGCCGAAGGACCUGUGAACCGUCUGAACUCCCACUGCAGCCUGCAAGCUGCCAGUAUCCGAGGUUCAGCGUAAGGAGCAGACUAGCCUGGAAGACAGGCCAGCCAUCUUCAAGUCCAUUUCUCCAGUUCCUCAUGCUACUUCCUUCGCACCAGGAGAGGUGGUUUUCCAUAGAAUGGGAGGCAGCAUGUUGUUGUCGAGCAGGUGCCAAUAGCAGGCGCCAAUUUUCACUCAGGAGGGUGGGAGAAAGAAAGGCCCGCUUGUGAAGGGGGGAAGGGACAGGCUAAAUAAGCUUUGCAAGUUCUAGAUGCGGAGGAGGGGGGGGGGGGGGGGGGGGGGGGGGGGAGGGAGAGGGAGGGAGAGAGAGAGAGAGAGAGAGAGAGAUGGUAUGGGUUGUGCACCUUCUGGGUGUUGCUGGCAGACUGGAUUUGAUGAGAUGAUUAUUCCCCAAGACUAGUGGGGUUCUGUAAAGAAUGUUCGGAAAACAGCAGAGAACAGGAGCUUCCCGAGGGAGCAGGCUGUGUGCACACCAUGUGUUUGAGCCAAGGCAGACACCGUCCAAUGGGAUGCGAGUCCAAGACUGUGACCCUUCCCUCUGGGAAGUGAUUUUGCCAGUUCCUGUCCUGCACUGUAUAUCAUUUAACAAUAUAGGCCCUGCCACCCAGGUAUGUAUUAGCUAGCUAUGCGUUGCGGACCUCCCACCUGUCCCCCCACCAGGCUCCUCCCUUUCCACCCUCCCUUCUUGCGUCUGAUGACUGUUUCCUGUAUAACUUCAUGGGUUGGCUAACUGUCACAAUGGCCACCCACGGUUGUUGCCGAGCUCCACUUCAUUCACAAGUCUGGGAUGUGAGGGCAUUUCCAAGGACAUCAAAUUUGGCUCGGUGGGUCUCCGAUUGAACAACAUGAAAUUCAAAGAAGCCCGCCAUCCAACCCGACAUAGUGGCGAGACGCCGAGACCCAAUGUUGUGAUUAACUCUGGCGGGGAGAAUGUAUCCGGGAGCCAACAGACCAACGGCGUUACGAUCCGGAAGCUGCAGCGUGGUUGUUUGGUUCUCCUUCUGCCCUGUAAGAGUUGAACUGACGAGAAUCUAUUUGGGGAGAGCGAUCUGCGGUUGUUGCUUAUAGCGCUGUCAAGUGCAAUUUCUCCACAUUGGCAUCCAUCGGUCGAGUUGCUGCUGCCCUUUUUUCACCACAAUAACUCGCAGGCCCUCCCGAGGUCAUCAGCUCAUAUACAUAUAUAAUAUAUACGUAUUCGUGGACUGACGUAUGAAUGCGCUGGGCGUUGGCCGCGCAAAGGGCAUCUGGGGGUUGUCACCGUCCAGCUUAGCUGCCCCAUGGCAGCGAUCCUCUGUGAUUUGUGUGAAGGGCUGUGCUUAUCAGGCAGAAUUUGCCCCUGAUGACCCUUCAGCGUUGCUGUGGGGUGCGACGAGCUGGCAAGCGGCUUCUCCUCUGCCUACUGGACUUUGCAGAUGAAGUUGGAAGAUACACUUGUCAAAGGUAUGCGCUCGAAACCGCCGCCCAUGUCUCAAAAUACGGACGUUGACUCAUUGUUGGGUUGACGGCAAACAACGAACUUGGACGAGUAGAUUAGGAAUCGAGUGCUCAUGUUUGCAACUUUGCAGUCUGCUCCAGCUGCAGCAGAGGGAAGCUAAGCUUGUGACUGUCCGUCGGUCGUUGUUUGAUUUCGCCCCCCUUAGAUGAAACAAGUAGAUUGAAUGAUCAUAGCAGCUAAUCGACAUGUCUCUGACAUUGUGAAAGAUGAUGAUAGGCUUGGAGCUUGCGCAUUUGCAUUUGCUAAUGCAAAUUGAGAAAAAGGGGACAAUGACAGUGAAUGACCUAUUGAGUCUUGACGUAAUUGCUGCGGGGUAAGGAUGAGCAGCGUACAAUCGAUGAUGGCGGUGACUUCCGUCACAAGUCCUGUAUAGUUGUAUUGUUUUCAAGUA